UAGUUUUAGUGGAUUUUUUUUGUUGUUUUUAAGUGCCUUUAUCAGGUUACAUCAGUAAAGUGGGAAUCCCACGACAAAGAUGAUACAUACGGAAAGGUAGUUUCCGACCGCAGUUCUCAUCAAGUUGAUUUCUAACUUUUUCAUUGUUUUGUUUAGUUUGGUUUGAUUUGGUAGGAGGAAGUGGCAGUUCACAUCUCUGAGAGAGACUGUGACUGUAUAUUUAACCUAUGUAGGUAAAAGAGCACUGAGGGUACCAAACAAGUAUAUCUGAAUAUCUCCGACCGAGAGCCCAACACCGGCCGGACCCUCUGUACCUGUUUCAGAUGAAGUACUCAGAACUCUGUUGACCGUAUUGAGUGUGUGCGAAAAUUGGGUAACUUUGGAGUAGGCUUCUUGCUGUCAGAUAAAAGGAAGUUUGUGAGAAGUUAAUGAAGUGCAGUUAACAGUACUUCCACUCUUCGUACUGGACGGAUGCCACAGAGGAUGAGCUGAUAUUUAGAAAUCAGUCAAAUUUGCAAUAUUGAAAGAGCGGAAUUUACCAGAAAAUUUAGUCACAGUGCCUUUAAAGUGAGAUCUCCUUCAAUCAAAGACCUGUUAGCUGUAGGCAGGGAUUACCAGUUAGGAGCUGUAAUAGAAUAUUUACACUAAUUUUUUUGCAGGAUCUGGAUUUGUAGCAAAUGCUGACUGCAUCAUUUGGGAUCCACUGGAAGUUUUUGUCUUGGCAAUGGUGACUGACAGAUGAUCUGACACAGGAAGACAUCAGACGCUGUUGCCGUGCUGGUUAUUAUGGGGUGUGUCUGUUGCAAGCAGAAGAAGUCCACCAAAGCACCAGUAACAGUAGAUGUUGCAGAUUCGUCUCUUAGCAACACAGAUAGAGGUUUGUCUUCGGUCUUGACUCAGAGCCACGGUGGUUCAGACCUCAAGACCAUCCCGGACUUCAACAAUUGCUUCUCACCCAGCACCAUCUUCCCCAAUCCCAGCCCACACCAGCGGCCUGGAGGUGGUGGAGUCACUCUCUUUAUAGCUCUGUAUGACUACGACGCUCGCACUGAAGAUGACCUCACUUUUCAAAAAGGAGAGAAAUUCCACAUCAUCAACAACACAGAGGGCGACUGGUGGGAGGCUCGCUCUUUGGACACUGGCAACUCAGGUUACAUCCCCUCCAACUACGUAGCUCCUGUCGACUCCAUACAGGCCGAAGAGUGGUAUUUUGGGAAGAUGGGGAGGAAGGAUGCAGAGAGACAGCUGCUGGGCCAUGGCAACCAGAGGGGAACUUUCCUCAUACGAGAGAGCGAGACCACCAAGGGUGCCUACUCUCUGUCCAUUCGUGAUUGGGACGAUAACAAGGGAGACCACGUCAAGCAUUAUAAAAUCCGAAAACUAGACAAUGGUGGCUACUACAUCACCACAAGGUCUCAGUUUGAUACUGUGCAGCAGCUCGUAGAGCAUUACACAGAGAGAGCGGCAGGACUGUGCUGCCGUUUGAUUGGCAGCUGUAAGCGGGGCAUGCCUAAGCUGGCUGACUUAUCAGUGAAGACCAAGGAUAUGUGGGAGAUUCCUCGCGAAUCCCUCCAGCUGAUUAAGAAACUGGGCAACGGCCAGUUUGGAGAAGUCUGGAUGGGCAUGUGGAACGGUACCACCAAGGUAGCGGUGAAGACUCUGAAGCCAGGGACCAUGUCCCCUGAGGCCUUCCUGGAGGAGGCCCAGAUCAUGAAGAGACUUCGCCACGACAAGCUGGUGCAGCUCUACGCCGUCGUUUCUGAGGAGCCCAUCUACAUUAUCACUGAGUUCAUGAGCCAAGGAAGUUUGUUGGACUUCUUAAAAGAUGGGGAGGGGCAGAAUCUGAAGCUGCCUCAGCUGGUGGACAUGGCUGCACAGAUUGCAGCUGGAAUGGCGUACAUCGAAAGGAUGAACUACAUCCAUCGUGACCUGCGAGCGGCUAACAUCCUUGUUGGAGACAAUCUGGUGUGCAAGAUCGCUGACUUUGGACUGGCUAGGCUCAUUGAGGACAAUGAGUACACAGCCAGACAAGGGGCGAAGUUCCCCAUCAAGUGGACAGCUCCAGAGGCUGCACUGUAUGGACGCUUCACCAUCAAGUCAGAUGUUUGGAGCUUUGGCAUCCUGCUAACUGAACUCAUCACCAAGGGACGGGUGCCAUAUCCAGGCAUGAACAACCGCGAAGUGUUGGAGCAGGUGGAGAGAGGCUACCGGAUGCCCUGUGCCCCGGGCUGCCCUGCCUCGCUCCAUGAACUGAUGCUGCAGUGCUGGAGGCGGGAGGCCGAUGAGAGGCACACGUUUGAGUACCUGCAGUCCUUCCUGGAGGAUUACUUCACCGCCACAGAGCCGCAGUACCAGCCUGGAGAAAACCUGUGACCACACAUGUGUAUUACAGGCGUGGUGCAAUGAACGGACAAACAGAAAAAGAAUAGACAGACGUGGAUAUAGACAGGCAGAUACUGUGACAGGCAUGUUAUAUUACAUGUGCAUGCUUUCACUGUAUUUGUUCUUUACAUACUGUACACACACACACACACACACACACACACACACACACACACACAUAUUAAGAUACAUAUCAUUGCCUUGUUUAGCUGUUUAAUGACAGCUUCCUCCUUUUUUGUCAUUGAUCACUGCAGCCUGUUCAGGACAGAUCAGUCAACCAUGUUGAAGAGCAGAGUCGGAGCUCUGCUGGUCAGGCCUUGCAGUAAUGUUGCUUUACUCUGUAACCAUGACAACAAGGAACUGAAAGAAGAUGUAGACCGUUUUGUUGAGGUGGGGGGAAGUCGAGUUGGUACAUGGUCUGUUCAGCUGCCAUAUAUGUUCAGCUCCUUUGAUUUCUGGGUGUGAGAAGAACAAUUUAGAAGAGCAGCUGUUUACAGAAAUGAUAGACAGCGCAACGGGUUUCAGACAACAGUUGGAAGACUGUCUCUGAAAAAAUGUCAGAAUGAACCUUGUGAACCUGUGUGGCAACUGAGUGGAUUAUAUAUGCAGACACAGACACUCCUAUGUAACAUGCCUCUGCUCUUACAAACAUAAAAAGGCUGUUGAACUGUCUGCUAUGAUGUCCAUCACCUGAAAAGGAGAGCUGAUUUCAAACCUGUACCACUAUGUGCUUUAAAGUGGUAAAAUUAAGGCCUUUUUCUUAGAUUUUAAAUACCUUUAAUACUGUGUUAGUUAAGUCUGAGAGAUGGUAAGGAAUGCUCUUUGUUUGUCUGUUAAUUUGUAUGACAAUUUUGUAUGAGCUGUCUCUUUCGUUGUUUUAAUUUAACUCAGAUAUAUCUGAUGCAUCACAAAGACUUCUAUAUCUAGUUAACAUGUAUACAGUUUUCAUACCAUUGGGAGGGCACGGUCAAAUGUUACACAUAAAUAGGAACGAUCGAUGUCUGUUGUUUGACAAGUGUAACCUUUAUGCUGAGACUGCCCUGUCGUGUUACGGUAAUAAAGAUCAAAUAUCCUUUCUGGA
Scatophagus argus is the source of this 3463-nucleotide messenger RNA. RefSeq names its product Yes-related kinase (gene yrk). The coding region runs from base 787 to 2373 and encodes 528 amino acids. Gene Ontology annotation, molecular function: signaling receptor binding; non-membrane spanning protein tyrosine kinase activity; ATP binding. The transcript has 13 exons. Gene Ontology annotation, biological process: protein phosphorylation; cell surface receptor protein tyrosine kinase signaling pathway; cell differentiation. The record is from RefSeq and is a predicted model, not a curated record. Lineage: Eukaryota; Metazoa; Chordata; Actinopteri; Scatophagidae. Gene Ontology annotation, cellular component: extrinsic component of cytoplasmic side of plasma membrane.